This is a messenger RNA of Pecten maximus, 4050 nucleotides long. RefSeq names its product putative glycerol-3-phosphate transporter 5. The record is from RefSeq and is a predicted model, not a curated record. Gene Ontology annotation, cellular component: membrane. The coding region runs from base 74 to 1450 and encodes 458 amino acids. Gene Ontology annotation, molecular function: transmembrane transporter activity. The transcript is spliced from 14 exons. Lineage: Eukaryota; Metazoa; Mollusca; Bivalvia; Pectinida; Pectinidae. Gene Ontology annotation, biological process: transmembrane transport.
CAACAAACCCAAACUCGCCCGGCCUGAUCCUAUUGCUUAGGAAACGCUUGCUCUUAUUUAAUCACGCCAAAAAAUGGCCAUGAACGGGUCCUUUGACCGUCCGAAGGGACCCCGAGAUGGUUGCUGUAUAACUGCUAUGUUGAAGACACCAUUAUAUAGACGACAGUUACUGGUGUUUUGUCUGGGAUGGAUGGCCUAUGCAUCAACUUACUUUCUUAGGAAGCCUUUGGGCGUGGUGAAGACAGACCUAGAAACUGAUUUACAUAUAUCCAAAACACAGUUAGGAUGGCUGGACACCGCCCUCCUUCUGCCAUAUGCUGUGGUACAAAUGCUACUUGGCAAUGUGGGGGACAAGUUUGGAGCUCGGAGAACUUAUGGAGUCUGCCUUAUCCUGUCCGCAAUUUCUAUGUUUACGUUUGGACAGUGGAGUAAUGUUUACAUGUUUGCUGGUUUACUCUUCAUGAACGGAGCUGCACAGUCACAAUGCUGGCCAAACUGCAUGAAAGCUCUGGGAGCCUGGUAUCCAGACAAAGUCAGGAACUCCAUAUUUGGAAUGUUUGGAACAUGUGCCUUCGCUGGUGGUAUCAUGGGGACGGGGCUGGCGGUGUAUUUGCAAUCAGCUUAUGGAUGGAGGAGUGCAUUUCUUCUGCCGUCAGUUUUUGUGGGAGUUUUAGGUGUGCUGGUGCUUCUGUUUUUCCAACAACCAGAUGAAGUUGGCAUUGAGGUACCUGGUAAAGGUGAGACAACUGCUGCUGCAAAUGCAACUUCUUCCAAAACUGCUGGAAAGAUUUCUUGGUUGCAGUUAUGGAAAAUUCCGAUGCUGGCUGAGGUAGCUGUAGCUGUGUUUUGUCUCAAGGUUGUCCGCUACUGUAUGUACAUGUGGCUACCUCUGUAUUUAUUAGACCAUUUAAAAUACUCAAAAGCUCAAGCUGGGAUGUUUUCUACUAUUUUUGAAGUGGGAGGAGUUUUUGGAAGUGCUGUCAUUGGUUUUGUUAUAGAUGCUGUAUUUUGGGGCCGUUCACUAUCGGGGUCAGCUGUGUCAUCCCUCCUGUCGGCCAUCUCCUUGCUGGGUUUCGUCCUUACAAGCUCGUGGGGAAUCUGGUUCAAUGGUCUCUUCCUGUUUCUGGCAGGAGUGUUCAACUGUGGACCUGACAGUAUACUAGGGGGAGCUAUACCUGCCCAGCUGGGUGAGAUGGAUGGGAGGAAUGCUGCUGCUGCCACAAUAGGUCUCGUUAAUGGUUUUGGAAGUGUUGGAACUUUCAUGGAAGGGCCAAUCAUUGGUGUGAUUUCAACGUGGUAUGGUUGGUCCGGGAUGUUCUAUUUUAUGAUAGGCCUGUCCUUUAUGGGAACAUUAUCUGUUUACCGUGCUGCUGGUAAAUUUAACAAGUCUACGACAAGGACAAUUCCUGAGGCAGAGCCCCUAGCGUUAGACAAGGAUGACACUGUGUAGCUAGGGAGGAUUAUCAUUAGGACCACAAUUUAUUUCUCUUGUAAAUUGUGUGUUUAAAUUGUAUAUACAAAAAGGUGUAGAUGGAAUGGUAUACCUAAGUAUAGGUUAAGUGAAAUACAUCAUUAUCUAUCCUUUUCAGUUAUAACAACAUUAUUUAUGGUUAACUAUGUCUCUAAUUUUUAUUGUUCCAGAAGUUACAUGUUGAUAAAAUCUCAUCACUACAGAGCACCAUGUCUGAUUAUGUUAAAAAGGUCCUAUUGAGGAGAGAUUGGAAAAUAAACAGUUGUACUUAACAAAUUGUUUUAAAUGUACCUCAGUAUAUUUUCUGGUUCACUUUGUUGUCAUUAAAUGAUGGCAUGGUACGUGUCAGACUUGCUAAAUGUCUUUCACAAGUGUCAAAUUAAAUGUCUGGAAUUCAACAGGAAAUCAUGGCAUUUUUUCUUCAUUUGAAUACUCAAGUGAAAAUCACAUUGUUCUUGACAGAAAAAAAAUGUUAUAUUUGUUCUUCAAAAUAAUCUAUGUAGCUUAUUCUAUCUUCUAUAAUAGAAAAUACCAGUUAAUAGUGUCGCUUAUUGCACAGCUUAACAAAUGAAAGAAAAACACUAUGACAGGAAUAUUUCAAUUAAGACAAAGUUCCAAACAAGUUUUUUCAUUAUCUUCAGAUCCUUAGAUUAGCUCAAGGCUAGAUGUCUGGAAAAAAACAACAACUUAUGUUUGUAUUCUGUGAUUUAAAUGGUUCCUUAUAAAGAUGCAGUCUAUCCAUAAUAUCACAUCAUUUUGUAUCUCGUUUACUCUGUUACUUAAUAUCUAGUGAUUAAUCUAUGUUUAAUAUAUAUAUAUAUGUUGAUACUGGGUUGUAUUCUCUAAUAUAUACAGUUAUGGCCCUUUAUUACCAUGCACCACAUUGUCAUGUUGAAUUGUUCCUCAUUAUGAGUAUAUGUUUAACUCUCACAUUACCCAAAACCAAUGACUGGAGUAUUCAUCAUCAAAUGAGAACAUAGGAGGGUAACUGUUGUGUGUAGAGUUUGAUGUGAGAAUUGAAACAACUAUUUUAAUCACAUGCUGUACAUAGUCACAAACAAAGGUGUGAUAGAUAACAGGAUUACACAAUGUUGUUUAUAUAUUUUGUUAAGGUUUCUAGUUAUGCUUACUACCAGGGUUACGUAUGCUAUUGAUAGGCUAUAUAAUGCUUGCUUACUUAUAACAAUGUCAAAAACUGAACAUAUCAAAAGUAUGUUUGUUUGUUUGUUUGUUUGUUUAUGUAUUUAAUGUUUAAAUUAUAUUAACAAUGUAUAGCUUUAUUUUGUGUUAAUCCAUACAUUGAUAUAUGUUGAUAGAAUGGUGUUUCAAAAUACCAAAUCCAAUUGGUAUUUUAUUUUACUGCUAAAAUCAUUUCUACUUGUUACGUAAUAAUUUUCUCCUGAUUUAAGUAACUUGUAAUGCUUUGCAUUAUAAGACAAUUAUGUGAUGCACAUUAGCACCUUCCGGAGGCAUCUCUAACCUUCGUGUAAGAUCUGUUGGACCUGGCCCAGGCUAAAACAAUUAGUUCUACAGGGAAUACAAACAUACAAAGUAGAUAUAUCACACCUGGCCCAGACUAAAACAGUCCUACAGGGAAUACAAACAUACACAGUAGAUAUAUCAGACAUGGCCCAGGCUAAAACAGUCCUACAGGGAAUACAAACAUACAAAGUAGAUAUAUCACACCUGGCCCAGGCUAAAACAGUCCUACAGGGAAUACAAACAUACAAAGUAGAUAUGUCACACUUGGGCAGAGCUAAAACAGUCCUACAGGGAAUACAAACAUACAAAGUAGAUAUAUCACACCUGGCCCAGACUAAAACAGUCCUACAGGGAAUACAAACAUACAAAGUAGAUAUAUCACACCUGGCCCAGACUAAAACAGUCCUACAGGGAAUACAAACAUACAAAGUAGAUGUAUCACACCUGGGCCAGACUAAAACAGUCCUACAGGGAAUACAAACAUACAAAGUAGAUAUAUCAGACCUGGGCGAGGCUAAAACAGUCCUACAGGGAAUACAAACAUACAAAGUAGAUAUAUCACACCUGGCCCAGGCUAAAACAGUUCUACAGGGAAUACAAACAUACAAAGUAGAUAUAUCACACCUGGGCCAGACUAAAACAGUCCUACAGGGAAUACAAACAUACAAAGUAGAUAUAUCACACCUGGGCCAGACUAAAACAGUCCUACAGGGAAUACAAACAUACAAAGUAGAUAUAUCACACCUGGGCCAGACUAAAACAGUCCUACAGGGAAUACAAACAUACAAAGUAGAUAUAUCACACCUGGGCGAGGCUAAAACAGUCCUACAGGGAAUACAAACAUACAAAGUAGAUAUAUCACACCUGGCCCAGACUAAAACAGUCCUACAGGGAAUACAAACAUACAAAGUAGAUAUAUCAGACUUGGCCCAGGCUAAAACAGUCCUACAGGGAAUACAAACAUACAAAGUAGAUAUAUCACACCUGGCCCAGGCUAAAACAGUCCUACAGGGAAUACAAACAUACAAAGUAGAUAUAUCACACCUGGCCCAGACUAAAACAGUCCUACAGGGAAUACAAACAUACAAAGUAGAUAU